This is a messenger RNA of Anopheles coustani, 1336 nucleotides long. Its product is annotated as mitochondrial import inner membrane translocase subunit TIM50-C-like. The coding region runs from base 46 to 1299 and encodes 417 amino acids. NCBI's taxonomy places the organism in Eukaryota, Metazoa, Arthropoda, Insecta, Diptera, Culicidae. The transcript has 2 exons. The record is from RefSeq and is a predicted model, not a curated record. Gene Ontology annotation, molecular function: phosphoprotein phosphatase activity.
UGAUUAAAGUGUGCUGAGUUUUGAUCGGAAUCCGCGACUAGGAAAAUGAUUUCCCGAAACCUGUGCAAUUUUGGAAUAUGGAAACAAAUGUGCUUAUCCCGAUCUAGAUAUACGUUGUGUACCACAAGUAAUGGGCAAUUCUACCGUUUAAGUCAAAGUACCGUUCACCCAUGGUCCAAUUGUUCGUCGUUCUCAACCCAUGGGGCCCGAUCUUAUUGUUUUUCUACCAAAGUUUCACAACACCGGCAAAAUCGAUUCUACUCGACAGUUUCCGAGAAAGGCGCGACGGAUCAGCAACAAACAGUGGCAACACCACAGUUGCUCUCGAAACUUUUUCCUCAAACUGCCAUCGAAGGCUCAGAACAUGAGGCUCAGCUGGAAAAACAACGCAAGGAGGAAGAGGAAGAGAAAAAGGAAAAGGAAUCCUCUUGGAAGCGGAUGAAAUUCGGUUUCGUCUUUUUUGGAUUUUCGGUGUCCGCUUUUUGUGUAUACAUUGUAUGGAUAUUCGGGGCACCAGACCGAGAUGCAGAAGGAAAUAUAAUCGAGGAUGAGUUUAUGGGGUUACCCACAUUUCAACAGUACUUUAGAAGGCUGUGGAAAUCUAUGACCUAUUAUCAAAAGAUGAUUCAGGAACCCUCACGCGAGAAACUACUCCCAGAUCCGCUGAAAUAUCCUUACGCACAGCCGCCGUACACACUGGUUUUGGAGAUGAAGGAUGUACUGGUUCAUCCGGAUUGGACCUACCAAACUGGUUGGCGGUUCAAAAAACGUCCGGGAGUUGACAAGUUCUUGGAAACUUUAGCUGCUAACUAUGAGAUUGUGGUGUUUACUGCGGACCAAGGAAUGACUGUUUUUCCAAUCCUAGAUGCACUUGAUCCACGAGGUUACAUUAUGUAUCGUUUGGUUCGAGACGCCACUCACUUUGUCGAUGGUCACCACGUAAAAAAUCUGGACAAUUUGAACAGGGACCUCAGCAAGGUCAUUGUUGUUGACUGGGAUCCAAACUCAACCAAACUUCAUCCGGAAAAUACACUUAACAUCCCACGCUGGACUGGCAACGACGACGAUUCCGGACUCUUUGACCUGAUGGCUAUGCUUGUAACGAUUGCUACCACUGACGUCGAAGACGUUCGCGAGGUAAUGACGUACUACAAAUCUUUCGAUAAUCCUUUGGCGAAAUUUCGAGAAAACCAGCGUCUUCUCGCGGAACAAAUGGCUGAAAAGGAGCAGGAGGAAAAACAACGCAAUCUGCCGGCCGUACAACGUUGGAGACCCAGUUUCCUCGGAGGCGGCCGUUGAUAAUGUUAUGUUGAUCGAAUAAAUAUCUUAGCUCGUU